CUAAUCCCUACAUGAUCGCUAAUGGGUUGAUAUAACUUUAUAUUGUACUCUUAUCUCGACAUGGAUAACAAAAUGUGUAAUAACACCCCAGUGUGAUCAAACUUUCUAUCUGGUCAGUGCUCCCCAUUGGUUAAACGUGUUAUAUUUCAGAAUUAGAUUUUAUAUUUUAAGAAAUUCUUUUCAGCCUCCUACAGACAUAUUCAUGGUAUUUCCGUGUGUAUAAUGCAAGUGGCGGCGAACAAUAUUCUUGUUAAAACUAGCAGGGACAUUACAGCCGGUAUAAGGAACGCUUCGUGCAAUCGCGGAUGGCUUCAGGUUUUCACUCACAUAGUCUGUGGGGCCUUCACUGUCACAAGCUUCAUCUUGAUCUUAAUCGUCGCAUUUAACACUACCAAGACUAAACCGAACUUUGCUGAGUCACGCUGUCAGCUCUCCGGUUGCCGUGUCAUCUGCCAUGGGGCACCAUUUUACGAUGAAUAUGAGGACGACAUUGUGUUGGGCGUUAUGGCUGCAGAGGUGAAUUGUCACAGAGUAUUUUUGACUUUGACGGAACCCCGUUUUACUGAUGAAUCACUGCCACAGAACUGGCUUUCAAGACUACGGCCGGUGGUGGUCGAAAUCGGUAUCAUAGGCGGAAACCUUCACCACAUACCACAGAAUGCCUUCUCUGUUGCCUUCGCAAGAAAUAUGAAACUACUGUUGUUAGAAGAAAUAACUAUUACAUCGUGGAGUCAACACGCAUUGCUAGGACUCGCAAACUUAGAAAACAUUUUUAUAAAGAAAUGCAACAUUAUUGACAUGCAAGAUAAUUUUCUGUCUGCAGUGAGCCAAUCUUUAUCAACAUUAACAGUAGUAGAAAGUGGUUAUUGGAAUCCCGAAAAUCUUACAGGGUCCUCACAGUUAUUUAGUUUUCCUAUGCUGACCUGGGUAGAUUUAUCAAGCAACGACUUCGGUGCAAAUUUAGGAAAUGCAAGCUUUACCAGAUUGAGGCAUUGCAAGUCACUAUACCUUGCUUCCAAUAGGAUCUCUUAUAUAGAACCAGGAACAUUUGAUAAUCUGAUAGAAUUGGAAUAUUUAAAUUUAAAUAAUAAUUUCCUAAACCGCCUAGAACCGGGUUUAUUUAAUGUCAUGACGUCAUUUUCCACGCCAAAAGUUAGAUUAAAUCUGGUAGAAAAUUGGUGGCAUUGUGAUUGCUCGGACAGGGAAUUAAGACGAAUAACUGCGCUCGCUAUACUAUUGGUAGAUCCGAUUUGCAACUCUCCCGAAUCUGUGCGAGGCAAAACGUUUCAUGAAUUCGUCGCUUAUUGCAAACAAAGUGAACCAAAACAAAUAGUUACUGUUGAUAUGCAAAGUAGAACUGUUGAAAAUGAAGAAUCGAGCAUAGAGAAAUUUACGUGCGUCUCAAAAACUUCUUCAGACUCUGUGUCAAAUGUGGUAUCACCUUAUCACAACUAUCAAUGCUCAGUGAACGUCCUCAACUCUCUUUCUCAAGGUAAUUCAACGAUGAUAGACUAUACUACUUCAAAAGACAGUUUGUGGGUCAAACCGGUUAUAAUUCUUAUAGGCGAAAAUUUUACAAUGGUCGAGUUAAGUUUAUCAAGAACUGAAGGUCAUGGGCUUAUUUGGUAUCGACAUUCAUGUGCGAAUCAAGUAUUUUGUGUAAACGUCUUACCAGAUACAAUUCGACUUUAUAAUAUGGAUAUGUAUAAUGAGUAUACUUUUUGCCCAGUAGAUCUUAAAUCAGGUGCUGUUGAAAGUUCUCAUUGUAUUGAUGUUUCGUCGAACAACACAAGUAAUUCUUCUUUUAAAACACGAUUAAUAAUAUUACCUUUAAUAGCACUUGCUUCUCUAUUCUUUGGGGCUAUCACAUUGUACAUGCUUAUUCGAAAAUAUCCCUUUCUAUUGAAAGGAAGCAAAAGACUGCUAUUCGUGAAGCAUAAAACGGUAGAUGCCUUAGUGUUGCCACCGAAGGUACCUUUACGUGGAGUUCAGAGCAACAGUUUCUUGCAUAAUUCCAAAGAUAUUCCAGACAUACCGACAUCUUUACGAGUACAUCAUGAUUUCAUGCGAUCGGGCUCCGUGAGAAGUUGCCAUAGUAUCGCCCCAAGCUAUAUUUCCGCGCUACACCCAACUGAAGAGCAACUAGCGGAUUGGCGCUUGAAACAUGCUAAUGAACGUUUUGACAGCCAUUAUGCAACGGUAUCCAUAAUUAGCUCCGCAGUAUCGGUUUCCUUGUCAAGUAAUAGCGAUCACUUGUAUUACUCAAUUGAGGAAGAUUCACCAAUCGUUAGCAUCAGUGAUCCGUUUAGUCAGAAUUUAGAAUAUGAACCUUUUAGUGUUUCUUAAUUUUCUUAUUAGAGAGCAGUAUUGGAGUGCCGUCAAUUUUCAUCACCGGGUCCUGAGUACCUAUUCGGAACAGAUAUUCGUACCUAUUCGGAACAGAUAUUCGUGAAACCUUUUGCAAAAGUCGCUCACGAUGAAGGUUCUGGGCUUUAUGGCCCCUCGCGGGAUCGGUAUUUGGCAUGCCAGGUAAAAUUACAUCAAAAUCGAUUUGCGCAUAACUGUCGCUAUCUAUGAUUAAAAAUAAAAAUAUACCUAGAGUACAUCAUUUUUGUGCGUGUGUGCCAAAUUUCAGUGCACUCGGACUAUUUUGAAAUUUAUCCAUACAAAUUACCUACAGAUGUUAUUGGCAAAAAAUAUUGUGUAAACUUGUUUAUUAAACCUUUUGACAAUACAAUGCAAACGAUUUCACUAAAAUCUUUUCGAAUACUGGGAUUUCGUAGUUUUUGCAUUUUUAAAUCUAACAGCUCCCCACUAAAUAAUAAAUAUCAAUGUUAAUAUUUAUGUUUUAUUUAUAAAUUUCAGUAAUAAUGAUUAGUCUAUUUUCAGUAGAAUGCUAAGCGCAGAUGUUCCGCAGCAUAUUUAUUUGGACAAUGUGUCACGGGACGAGGUGACCGGGCCCGCGUAAGCGCAUGCAUCGUGAAUCAAUCGUACACAGCUGCUUCUGACAUCAAUUUGAAUUCACUGCAAACAAUAUAA
Molecule: messenger RNA, 3039 nt
Organism: Cydia fagiglandana
Lineage: Eukaryota; Metazoa; Arthropoda; Insecta; Lepidoptera; Tortricidae
Exons: 3
Coding region: 223-2346 (707 amino acids)
Cellular component (GO): extracellular matrix
Molecular function (GO): protein binding
Source: RefSeq, a predicted model, not a curated record